This is a messenger RNA of Cryptomeria japonica (Japanese cedar), 1701 nucleotides long. RefSeq lists its product as uncharacterized. The transcript is spliced from 8 exons. The record is from RefSeq and is a predicted model, not a curated record. NCBI's taxonomy places the organism in Eukaryota, Viridiplantae, Streptophyta, Pinopsida, Cupressales, Cupressaceae. The coding region runs from base 1 to 1701 and encodes 566 amino acids.
AUGGGUAAAAACAAAAACAACAAAUGGAAAUCACUUAUCGAACUAGGUGUCCAAGAUAUUCCAAACCAAGGAAAUCAUUUCUCAAGUGAUGACCUUGAAUGGACACCUAUUGGAGUUGGUGGUCAAAUGGACUUAUGUGCUGCAAUCCCUCUUGAAAGGCUCCCUCACUUUGUCAAAGGAGAAGGUUUGUUGGAUAGCACAGAGACAAACUUUGUACGCAAGAAGCAUAGAGAGUCAAAUUCAAAUAAUCCUACUGAUCACACUACCAAGACAUAUUCAAGUUAUUGGUGUGCUUUUGGCCCUAAGGACAAUAGAGAAAAAAUUAGAAAAAAGAAAAGGAUAAGGAAGUUCAUCCAAAAAAGGGGUUGUCAGGCUCAUUUUCUUGUCAGGGUUAUGUAUGGUAGACCAGAUGUUGCUAUUAUUACAUACAAUGAAUUUACCCAUUGUGAUGCUAAUGGUGAAUUUUGUCAUGGAAAGGAUGAUCUUUCUAGUGGUCCAAGAAGCAAUUUUGCACCAAGAUUAUCAAAUGAGUGUAAAUCGUAUAUUGAAACCUUAUUACUAAUGGGUGUGGGGAUUGACACAAUAUGUGAGCAACACUACUUAGAUCAUGGUUUGACUAAAUUGAUGAAUAAGAGGGACACAUGUUUGUUGAGAAAAGAUGUGCUGAAUGCAUGGAAAAGAGUACGCUCCCUUCGAUCUCAAAAAAAUGAAGAUGAUGCAAAAAGUGUAAGCUUGUGGCAUGUAGAGGGGAAAGAUAAUUUUUUCUACUAUAAAAGACCAAAUAAUGUGGAAAAUAUUCCAUUUGUCAUGGGCAUUCAAACACCAUGGAUGCGAGAAAUGAUGGUGAAACAUUCACAUAACUCAAUCAUUGCAAUGGAUUCCACAUUCUCAACAAAUAAAUAUGGUUAUGAGUUAUAUACAUUGCUUGUAUUUGACGAACAAGAGGCCGACAUACCUAUUGCAUGGGCCAUAUCCUCAAUAAAUAAAGUUGAGGAUAUAAAUGAGUGGCUUAUAGAGGUUUAUAAAAGAGGAAAACAGAGUAAAGAAGAUUGGCAUGUCAAUGCAUUCAUGACCGAUGAUGCUAGUGCUGAGAUUAAGGCAAUCAGAUCAUCAUUUAAUUGUCGGAUACUUUUAUGUAUUUGGCAUGUGCGAAGGGCAUGGUUGAAGAAUAUGUAUAGGUAUGUCAACAAUAAGGAUAUUGCAACAAGUAUGUUCAAUAGAUUGGGUGAAAUAAUGUACACAAAGAGUGAUGAUGAAGGCAUUAUUACUCAGUCGACAAAAAAAUUCAUGGAAGAUUUCAAAGAAGAAAAAAAAUUUAUUGAUUACUUUCAAAAAACUUGGUGUCAUGAUGAGAGGCGUAUUGAUAGUUGUGUUCAAUUAGAAGAUCAAGAUGUGGCUGGAGUUGUCAUUGGUGAAGACCAAAGAAUGGAUAGUUGUGUUCAAUUAGAAGAUCAAGAUGUGUCUGGAGUUGUCAUUGGUGAAGACCAAAGAACGGAUGAUUGGAAUUCAUUUGAUGCUUCCUCUGAUAAAUUUCAAAAUUCCGUUCAUUAUUUGAAUUCAUUACUCCAAAAUUUACCAACAAGAGUAGAUGAAAGAAAUAUUUUCAGUGAAUGUGUUGAGAGAUUUAGAAAAGAUAUUGAUGCAUCUCUUUCUUCCAAAUUUACACCAAACCCUGGGUCAGAGAACAUGCCUAUCAAAUGA